AUGCAUAUCAGUAUUACAGCAUCAAAUAUUGUCACAUCGGGGAAUACCGUUGUUACUUUGGAUCAAGAUGCGAAAUUUACUUGCGCACUCUCGGAGUCGUCUGGCGUUAUGCAGGUCACCUGGAAUAAACUGAGACGCGACUCAUCUGAUCUUCUGGCCACCUACAGCGCUCGGUAUAAGGCCAAAGUCUCGGAUUCUUAUAUCAAGAAAAUUGAGUUCGAAGAGGCUUCGUUCAGUUCUACCACUAUCAGAAUAAAGAAUGUUACUUUUGAAGACGAAGCUUGCUAUGCUUGCACAUUUGACGUUUACCCAAAUGGAUCUACGCGAAAGGAGAUUUGCCUCACAGUUCAAGGUAUUUCAAAAAUUACAACAAAACUGGAACCUUUCACAAAGCCUGAAACGCCAUCGGAGACGGACGUAGUAAUCACUUGUUCGGCCACUGGUAAACCAAAACCAGUGAUCCUUUUGAAAUCAGAAGAAAAUUUCAGUCUGCAAUGGGACAACUUCACGAAGGUCAACGAAGACAACAGUAUCACUGCUUCAAGCAACCUCACGGUCCGGCUGUCAGAUUUCCGUGGAGAAUAUGUGGAUUGUAUUGCACAGAGUGGAGAUGUAGUGGAACAAAGGCGAAUCCGUAUUGACAGAGAUAUCAGCAAAGAGGGUGGGAGUUCAUCGCGUCUUUACGUCAGUAUCAUUCUUCUCCCUGUUGGUCUCGUGGCGUGUGCUGUUGCCAGUUUCAUUCUCUACAGAAGAAGAAAACGUUAG
Messenger RNA from Chanos chanos (milkfish), 765 nucleotides. RefSeq names its product OX-2 membrane glycoprotein-like. The coding region runs from base 1 to 765 and encodes 254 amino acids. Gene Ontology annotation, cellular component: axon; neuronal cell body; cell surface. Gene Ontology annotation, molecular function: cell-cell adhesion mediator activity. NCBI's taxonomy places the organism in Eukaryota, Metazoa, Chordata, Actinopteri, Gonorynchiformes, Chanidae. The transcript has 4 exons. The record is from RefSeq and is a predicted model, not a curated record. Gene Ontology annotation, biological process: negative regulation of neuroinflammatory response; heterotypic cell-cell adhesion.